Messenger RNA from Myotis brandtii (Brandt's bat), 2274 nucleotides. Its product is annotated as CMRF35-like molecule 1. NCBI's taxonomy places the organism in Eukaryota, Metazoa, Chordata, Mammalia, Chiroptera, Vespertilionidae. Bases 614 to 1546 code for a protein of 310 amino acids. Gene Ontology annotation, cellular component: plasma membrane. The record is from RefSeq and is a predicted model, not a curated record. The transcript has 7 exons. Gene Ontology annotation, molecular function: transmembrane signaling receptor activity.
CUGAGCCACCCGGCCAGGGCACAUGGACCAGUUUCUCCAUUAAGGAGCCCUUGGCAUUACUGACAAGUUUAUGGAGGAUUCAGGCUGGGGUUGAUAUCCAUGGGCUCUCACCUGGAGGGCGGGGGCACAGCAGUGAGCUUCCGGUAUGUCCUCAGGACAGAGGCCCCUCUUGCCCCUUGCCCCUUACUGAGCUACCAGGUGCCCUGUCUCUGAGCCCCUUUCUUGGCAGGCUGGGUUGUGAUACCCCCUCGGCCUGAUCUUCAUGCCAAUCUCUGGUCCAGAAUCUCUCCCCUGACUUUCUGACUUUGGCCCCAAGUCCUCCUUCACCGGUUGAACUCCUGACCUUCUGGGCUCCUGAGAAUCUGGCUACACCUGAAAUUCCAGGUUUAGGAUAUCAUGUCCAGUGCUGGGCUCUCUGUUGGAGCUGGGUUCCCGCCUCCAGUCCAGAGGGUUGAGUAAGAGCCGGCCUGACCUGGUGGGUCUGUGUCUGCGAUUUCUAGGAGACGGAGCAGCACUGCAAGUCCUCGCUCAGCUCUAUUCACCAGUGGGAAGUGAGUCUGUAGGUUGCUCUCACUGACUGGCUCGACCCAGGGGGACCCGUGCGAGGCUGAAAAUGUACCUGUUGAUGGUCUUCCCUCCCUUCUUCUUGUAUCCAGACUCAUCGUAUAUCAUCUCGGGACCAAAAGAAGUGAGAGGCGGGGAGUGGCACUCAUUGUCUGUGCAAUGUCACUAUGACCCCGGGUGGGAGACCUACAGGAAGUGGUGGUGUCGUGGGCGUGACUGGAUUAGCUGUGAGAUCCUCGUUAUAACCAAUGGAUCAGAGAUGGUGAAGAAGAACCGUGUGUCCAUCAGGGACCAUCCGAGAAGCCUCAUGUUCACUGUGAUCAUGAAGGAGCUCAGGCGAGAAGACACAGACACUUACUGGUGUGGGAUUGAGAGAACUGGAUCUGACUAUGGGGUCCCUGUUAAAGUGACCAUUGACCCAGCAGCAACUACAGUGCCGACCCCCACCCCCACCAUCGCCUCCACUGCCAACGCGUUCACAGACACCCCAGAAGACUCCUCAGGCUUCCUGAAUGUGACCAGCCUCCAUCCUGAUGGCAGUGGCGACUCCCUGAAGCUCUGCAUCUCCCUGCCCCUCUUCAUUGUUCUGUUGCUGCUUGUCUUGGCGGUAGUCUCACUGUUGGUGUGGAGAGUGGUGAAGCGACAGAAGGAAGCUGCUGGGAUACCCCCAGAGCAGGUGCUCCAGCCCCCGGAGGACAAUGUCUGCUAUGCCAACCUGCCCUGGAAGCAGACAGGAGCCUCGCUCAGCUCCUUCAGUAAAAGGGCCCCCACACAGCCCUCCUCCUCUGCCCAGGACGACCAGGGGGAAGUGGAGUACAUCACCAUGGCCUCCUUUCUGGGUUCGGACGUUUUCUAUGAGGCUCUGUCUCUGGACACCUUGGAUCAGGACUCAAUCUACAGCAACACACAGGACCUCAUCACCCCCCUUCCCAGCAGGAGCCAGGAGCAGCUCAUCCCAUUCAGUGCCAUCAGGAAGCCUUAGCUGUGCAAAGGACCCCCUGUCCGACCCCACAUGCGGCCUGUCAGCACGUUCCUGCCUCGUCUGCUUUCUGCUCCCAGUCCUCUCAUCACCCCCAGCCCGGAACUGGGCUCCAAGCCUGGUCUCAGGGGGCUUCUGGGAGAUAGAAAGGGGUCUCCCCACUUCCCUUCCUUUCCCUCAUAGUUUGGGAAGAGGCUGGGGCUAUGGUCUGGGGUAGCUGAGGGAGGAAUAAUGAUGAUCAUGACAAUAAUAGUAAUGAACCUUUAUUGCUGCCAUGUGUGGUGGGCUGAAUAUGGUUCUAUGUGUGCUAAUCUCCAGAACCCGUGAGCAUUAGCUUCUAUGGCCAGAGGGGCUGGGCAGAUGUAAUUAAAUGAAGGAUUUGGAGAUGCGGAGAUUAUUCUGCAUUAUCCUGGCAGGCCCUAAAUAGAACCACAAGGCUCCUUAUAAGAGGGAGGCAAGAAGGUCACAAGAGAAGGGGCUGUGACGACGGAAGCAGAGGUUGAGAUGACGCGGCCAGGAGCCAAGGAAAGCUGUAGCCUCUAGAAGCUGGAAAAGUCAAGGACUGGGUGCGUCAGAAGGAACCAGUCUCGUGGAGACCCCGACUCCAGAACUGUAGGAGAAUAAAUGUAUGUUGUUUACAUGAAGCCACUAAUUGAUGCGGCAACAUUGGAAACGAACACCCUAUUGUGGCAGGCGCUCCCUCCUAAGUGCUCUCCCUACAGUAACUCAUU